Molecule: messenger RNA, 4152 nt
Organism: Aricia agestis (brown argus)
Lineage: Eukaryota; Metazoa; Arthropoda; Insecta; Lepidoptera; Lycaenidae
Product: HIRA-interacting protein 3-like
Exons: 16
Coding region: 188-2068 (626 amino acids)
Cellular component (GO): nucleus
Source: RefSeq, a predicted model, not a curated record
UUCACUCACUGGUGUUUUUUUGCUAUUUUUAAUGUCAGAAAUCUGAUAAAUCGUGCAUAUUUUGAAUGCAACAGAUAAAUUGAAGCAAUUAAGUGUUCUAUUAUGGUUGAGUGUAAUUUGAAUAAAGUUAAACGUGCUAUUGCCAACUAAAAUCAAUAGUAAUCAGUGUUCAACAAAAGAGUUGAAAAUGAAUUAUGAAGCUGAAAGAGCCAUGAAUCAGAAGCGGUUGCGAAUGGAGGGUGAACCCGGACACGGCGUUGUUCAGGGGAACGGAUUGCCGCUCAAUUAUAUAGAUAAUGGGCAUCAAAUACCGUACCAGCCGUACGCCGGUGCAUAUAAUACGCACUACCCGCCGCCAGAUGCUUUUGCUGCGUACGGGCCUCCACCGCCCGGGGGCUACGCUCCGCAAAACCUGUCGUAUGCACCACCGGCCCAUCAGAAUUACGCCCACCAUCAGAGCUUUCCACAUCAGCAGCCGACACAGGCACAACUGCAUAUGGCACAAUCUCAUAUGGUUCAGAGUUAUGGUGCUGAUGUUGGAUUACACAAGGCGGCCUGGCCGCACCAACAUCUGCUUCCACCAUUGGACACACAGAAACCUUUGGAGGUGAAGCAACCAAAACAGGAGAUUAAAAUUGAACCAACCGAUUCACACAAGAGAACACACCCCGACAAUGAGAUGAUGUCUGGUGACUUGGAUCAACCAAAGAUCAAAAUUAAAACGGACAUCUUUAAGCCCGAUGACAUAGCACACAGGCCUCCAAUUGACAAAGCCCAUGAUAUUUCUCAUAAACCACUGGAACUACCAAAAGCAGUGGAACCAUCAAAGGUUACAGAGGUCCCAAUAAUUCCCAGACUGGAAGGCCUAGAUAAACCAGCUGAUAAAACUGAUGCUGCAGCAGAUGGUACCCCGAGGCCGGCAGAGCCUCUAAACAAAACUAGCUCUCAAAGUGAGGAUGAUCGCAAACCAUUUAGUAGUCCGGAGAUGUCGACCCCAGGACAGACACCAAACAAAUCUAUGGGCCUAGAGCCGAAAAAGCGUGGUCGUCCUAAAGGUUCGACGAACAAGCCGAAGCCACCCGGCGCACCCGUGCGUCCGCAAAUGGGUACGCCGCGCGGCCCUGCCCCCGUGCCGCGCGCGGCCGCCCCUAUCGGCCGACCCCGCAUGCCCGGAUACCAGUACGCCAUACGACCGUUCCGGAAAGACUUUUCGGGGAUACAGUUUAGAAGGCGGUGGAGCGACGACUGCCUGGACUCGUCCCACAUCCCCAACGAGGUAUACUUCGGCGACGUGCCGGUGCCGCUGUCCGUGCUGUACAACUACUACGACGCGCACGCCGAGCGCGAGCGGCUGGCGGCGCAGGCGGCGCACAUCGCGGCGCAGAAGGCGGCCGCCGCCAAGCUAGCCGCCGCCAAGUUACAGGCGCGCGGCGUGCUCACCUCGGAGGUUACCACAGUGGAUUCCUCGUCAGACGACGAUUCAUCAGGAUCCUCUGGGAGCGGCUCUGACGAUAGCGACGAAGACACCCCGCUGAAGCGCGCUCCCGGGCGGCCGAAGGGGGCGAAGUCCUCGAGUCCUCGCAGCAGCACCAGCACCCCGGGAACUCCGGGGGCGAAGCGCGGCCGCCCGCCGGUCCCGCCCGACCAGCGACAGCCUGGCAUCACAGACAUGAAGAAGUUCUGUAAAGCCGCCGGCAUACGAUUCGACUAUAAGAAGCUCACUGAAGGUUGUGUGAAGAACAAAGAGAGAGUACAGAAAAUGUUAGAUCUCCUAAUAGCUGCCGGGCUGGAGGGACAACCAACAAUGGAAAAAUGCAAAGCAAUAAAACAGGCUAAACUGGACAAGAAAGAGCAAGAAAAGCAAGCGAAAAAAGAAGCUAAAGUAAAGAAGGAAGACAACACGCCGACCGAGGAGGGCGGUUCGCGGCGUAUGACGCGCGGCGCGACGGGCGUGAAGCCGCGUCAGCGCAUCGUCAUAUCCAGCGACGAGGAGGACGGCACGCCCGCCGCGAGACGCACGCUCUCCAAGCUGCGGUCCAGCGUCAACGAUGAAUCCGACUCCGAAUAGGUGACGGCGCGCGGCCCGGCUCGGUGUACGGACAUUUAAUGUGAGACCUCUAGAAAGUGCUUCGACGGAGGUUUAUAAAAUUAUUUGGUCAAGCGUCGCUUGGAGAUUCCUACUAAUUUUAGGUCUACACGUCUAAAUUAGAGAUGUCAUAUAUUAUAUGGUGGUAAUAAGAGAACGGAGUUUGAAAUAUACAUAGAUUUCUUUUAUAAUAUUAUCUAGCGUUGUUUCGUUUCGGGCAGCUCCUUGAAGCAGCACUGGAAGUCCUCGGACUAUAUGUGAUAUGAUAGUGGAGCUGAGUAUUGCAUCUGGGAUGAUUAGUGAUAGAACUGUAGGACUGAAUCCCUCGCUCAUUUUGUACGUAGUGGUAGUAAGCGGCACCGCGCCACGUUCAGUUGUGCCUAACGUUGCCGACAUGCAUGUUACCUAGAGACAUUGAAUGCAGCUGCAGGCAAAAAAUCGAGUUUUAAGAAAUAUUCCGCCUAUCUUAUUAACAAUGUUUAUUAUUUUCAAUGGCACUACUAAAAUAAUUUUUUGAUGUUACUAAAUGAAACUGAACGUAAAAUCUAAAACUUCACGUGCUUUUAUCGCUUAACAUCUAGUGAUACCUUAGGUAUUAGAGUAUAUACUGCGCGCAAGAUCCGUGGAAUCCGCAUUGAGGAGAUGUAGCGACAAUGGUUGUGGCGAUUGAUAUAUUCUCUUACCUGUUCCCUGGUUUCCUGGAACUCGCGCACGGAGUAUAGUUGUAUAGAUAUUUCUAUAACAUGUUCUAAUAACUUUACACUACUGUUUCAUGCCAUUCUAUUGCACCGUAUGCAACUUCCCCGGUACUUCUUAUAACGAUAGUGAGUUCAGAGUAGUUUUAUCUGGGAGUUUCUAUGAGAUUCUUCUAAAAUUAACUUUGAAUGCACUGUACGAUGAAUCAAUAUUCAAGUCUCUAGUUAACGUCAUAUGGUCGCGAAGAAGAUAAGUGUGUGUUUAUUAUUGCAUUAUAAUAUAGCGUAUCGAGUGAGUUUAUGUUGAUAUGUAAACGUGCGAGUAACUAGGCUUAGCGUACACGAAUAACACCAAUAAGUAACAUAGGACUGUACAUAUUAGAGACGCGACGCGUGUACCGUUUAUUUUUGUACAGAUUUUAAAUAAAUUGGUUAUGUAAAUAGCGGCCCGAGCGGACGAGAAUCGGAAAUUUGAUGAUCGAACUGUUAAUUUUACAAUUUAAAAAUCGAAUAUCGCAGGUCAUGGCGUGCAGCAGGCUGUAUUCCGUUCGAAAACAAGAGCCUACAUUACAUUGUGACAAUAAAAACUAAAAAUGUGUAUGUAGAUUGUAUAAAUAUUGAGAAUCUCGAAUAUACUUUUUUUUGGUUCUGCAAUUCUUAUCUUGCCAAUGUUUUUCUAUGAGGCCAUGUCAUUCCAUUUUUACACUUUUGGCAACUUGGCCUAGCGUUCAAAUUCCAAUAUUUUAAAGGGCUGGAAUCGAAUCAAUGAUUCUUCCGCUAUAUUAUAGCAACUUUUUGUGACACGCCGUUGGCAAAAAUAUAUUCUGAUUUCUGUCAAUAGUUGAUAGGAGUUAAAAUCUACCUGCAAAUCUAAAGCUUGAGUACUAAAUCUGGGUAUUCUCUUAGCUCGUUUAUUUAUGUAAAAUUACUUUAUAAAAUCGAUAUUUUAUUGUAUAAACUCUAAAUCCCUUAGUAAAUAAAAAAAUAACACAAUGAAUAAACGAUACAAUGUUUUGCCCUUUUCUGAUUGGAUUUUGGAAAUGUUGUUUGACGUACAAUGUUAUAACAUUGUAUAGGUUAUUCAUAUAUGUAUAUUUUUUAUUAGUAAAGGGUAAUAUUAUACGCAAACGCAACAAGAAUGUAAAAAUAUACUUUAAAUGUUGACAUGUAAGAUGUUAAACGAUUGUCGGGAGAAUUUUCGGCGAAGCUAAUUUUUUAGUUCAAACCACACUUCAUAGUGAAUUAUAUGCGCACGAUUUGUACACAAUUAUCACCUAUCGUCGUUAAUUUAGACUAGUUCGCACUGGAUGUGUCAAGAGCCCCAGAGUAAUCGUAUACAGGGUGUAACAAAAAUAAGUGAUAAUACUUUAG